This is a messenger RNA of Drosophila subpulchrella, 2110 nucleotides long. It is a transcript of the gene Poxm, whose product is annotated as paired box pox-meso protein. NCBI's taxonomy places the organism in Eukaryota, Metazoa, Arthropoda, Insecta, Diptera, Drosophilidae. The transcript is spliced from 2 exons. Gene Ontology annotation, biological process: regulation of transcription by RNA polymerase II; anatomical structure development. Gene Ontology annotation, molecular function: DNA-binding transcription factor activity, RNA polymerase II-specific; RNA polymerase II cis-regulatory region sequence-specific DNA binding. The record is from RefSeq and is a predicted model, not a curated record. The coding region runs from base 843 to 1943 and encodes 366 amino acids.
AUGUGUGUGUACGGAGGAGAAACUAGACAGUGAGAAAGAGCGAGGUCUUGGGAUGCUGCGUCGACGCGGUGGCUUCCACUUCAAUACGGAUGCAGAUGUGGAUGUGGAGGUGCUCUUCACUGUGUGCGUGGACGUGGAUGGUGGGCGAUCUCGAUCGGCAGAGCAGCGGGCAGCGUUAGUCGCAGCAGACACGGGUGACGAGCAGCAACGAUCGUUUUUGGAGAGUGCGCCAGGGAUUCCCGAUUAAGAACCGUUCCCCAUCCGAUUAUACCGAUACGCAGCGACCCGAUUCGCUAGAGGAAAGAUCAAAAGGCGCGCGCACGGAUCAGUGAACGCGGUUCAAAAUCGGUUCAGUUUCCAACCGAUCGAUCUCACGGGAGGUCCCGCCGCAAAAAAUUUAAAUAAACUAAGCCGAGAUAAUCCCAAAAUCAAAGCAUAUCCAACCGAUUGUAGUGUCAUUAAGUGUGUGCAGUUCCCGCUUCCCCAAUAAGGUGUGAUAAGUGCGUGAUAAUUUUCGAGGCAAAGGCAGCCCGGCCGAGAGCGAUCGUUUUGGCCCGAAAAUGUGCUAAUCAGAUCUCAGUCUUGGUUCACGGCAUCGCAGCCCGACGCUGCCCCGCACAACUGGCGCCAAUUUGUAUACAAAUUUCAUGCCUUAAUUGAAACUCACAUUAUAGCCAAGUGCGAAAAGUUAACGACUAGGCGACCACCGACAAUCCCCAGCAACGCUUGACCAUCCCAGCGAAUCCAACCGGAGAAAGUUUCACGGCGGAGUUGGCAAAAAGCGGACGGAGAGGGCUACAAUUGCAAUUCUGGAGUUCUUUAAUCAACUGUCAACGGCCGAAAUGGACCCAGAGUCGCAGUGUCCGCAGUAUGGCGAGGUGAACCAGCUGGGCGGGGUCUUCGUCAAUGGGCGUCCGCUGCCGAAUGCGACCAGGAUGCGGAUCGUGGAGCUGGCCCGCCUGGGCAUCCGACCCUGCGACAUAUCCCGCCAGCUGCGUGUGAGCCACGGCUGUGUGUCCAAGAUCCUGGCCAGGUAUCAUGAGACGGGCUCCAUUCUGCCAGGAGCCAUUGGAGGAUCCAAGCCGCGGGUGACCACGCCCAAGGUGGUCAACUACAUAAGGGAGCUAAAGCAGCGCGAUCCCGGCAUCUUCGCCUGGGAGAUUCGCGAUCGAUUGCUCAGCGAGGGAAUCUGCGACAAGACGAAUGUGCCCAGUGUCAGCUCCAUCUCGAGGAUCCUGCGGAACAAGUUGGGCAGUCUGGGUCACCAGCACACGCCGGGAACGGUGAUGGGCAGCGGCAGUAGCAGUGGCGGCGGCAGUGUGUCCAGCAAUGGGGGUCAAAACAAUGGUGCCACUGUUAAUAACAAUAUUAAUCUGGGAAAUUUGAGCAAUCCCGGUGGUGCUGCCCACCAUCCGCACCACCAUCAUCAUCACCAGACGGCGGCCAGUGCCCACCAUGUCCACGCCCAUGCCCAUGCCCACGCCCACUUGUACAACUCCAUUUACCAGCCGUACAGCGCUGCGGCAGCCUACAGCAUGAAGGCGGUGUCCUGUGGGAGUCCUUCGCCUCCCCAGGGGGCGGCUGGCCAGGGAUCGGGGGGACCCCAUCCCCACCAGUUGAGGAGUGUGGCCGCCGCAGCCGCCGCCGCCCAUUGGCCCUCCUCUCACUCGGUCAGCGAUAUUCUGGCCCACCAUCAGGCGGUUGCCCUGCGGGCCAGUUGCCAGGUGGGCGUCGGAGUGGGCGGAAUGGGCAGCACGGUGUCCCCCCUGCCGAUGACCCCCUCCCCGGUGGCGGGAACGGGCGGGGGUCAGCCCCUGCUCGACUGCGAGGGCGGGGCUGGGCAGCAGUCGCCGUACAACUACUACAUGUACUUCCAGAACGGCGGGAUGCACCAUCAUCAUCACCACGGCGGAAUGAUGGCCGCCGGAGCCACGGGAUUAUGAGUGAUUACGGGUUGGUUGCGGGUCUAGCUACUUUCGAUCGCGGUUGUUCAGUCUAGGUUACUCUCGUCUAAGCUCUAAGUUAGGGAUCGGUCAUAUCAUGGCACUCACUUGUCGCACAAAAAUGUAAAUAGAUGAGGUAAAAGAAAAUAAAUACUUGCUGGAAUGUA